Messenger RNA from Mesitornis unicolor (brown roatelo), 2163 nucleotides. RefSeq names its product voltage-dependent R-type calcium channel subunit alpha-1E. NCBI's taxonomy places the organism in Eukaryota, Metazoa, Chordata, Aves, Mesitornithiformes, Mesitornithidae. Gene Ontology annotation, molecular function: high voltage-gated calcium channel activity. Gene Ontology annotation, cellular component: voltage-gated calcium channel complex; membrane; neuronal cell body. The transcript is spliced from 18 exons. Gene Ontology annotation, biological process: calcium ion import across plasma membrane; chemical synaptic transmission. The annotation marks the transcript as partial. The record is from RefSeq and is a predicted model, not a curated record.
AGGAGCUGCUGCCCCUGCGGGAGGGACCCCGGGAACCUUCAAGCAAACCAAAGCGCAGAGAGCCCGGACUAUGGCUCUGUACAACCCCAUCCCUGUCCGGCAGAACUGCUUCACCGUCAACAGAUCGCUCUUCCUCUUUGGGGAAGAGAACAUAGUCAGGAAAUAUGCCAAGAAGCUCAUCGACUGGCCUCCCUUCGAGUACAUGAUCCUGGCAACCAUCAUUGCCAACUGCAUAGUGCUGGCCCUCGAGCAGCACCUCCCUGAAGAUGACAAGACGCCCAUGUCACGGAGAUUAGAGAAGACAGAGCCCUACUUCAUUGGGAUUUUCUGCUUCGAGGCUGGGAUUAAGAUCGUGGCUCUGGGAUUCGUUUUCCACAAGGGCUCGUACCUGCGCAAUGGCUGGAACGUCAUGGACUUCAUCGUGGUCCUCAGCGGCAUCCUCGCCACUGCUGGGACGCACUUCAACACCCACGUGGACCUGCGGACGCUGCGGGCCGUGCGCGUGCUCAGACCUCUGAAGCUCGUCUCAGGCAUUCCCAGCCUGCAGAUUGUGCUGAAAUCCAUCAUGAAGGCCAUGGUGCCUCUCCUCCAGAUCGGCUUGCUGCUCUUUUUUGCGAUCCUUAUGUUUGCCAUCAUUGGCCUGGAGUUUUACAGCGGGAAGCUGCACCGAGCCUGCUAUACAAACAAUUCAGGUGAACUAGAGGAGCUGGACCCCCCCCAUCCAUGUGGGGUGCAGGGUUGCCCCCCAGGCUACGAAUGCCGGGAGUGGAUCGGUCCCAACGACGGGAUCACGCAGUUUGACAACAUCCUCUUUGCUGUGUUGACCGUCUUCCAGUGCAUCACCAUGGAAGGGUGGACCACAGUCCUCUACAAUACCAAUGAUGCCUUAGGAGCCACCUGGAACUGGCUGUACUUCAUCCCCCUCAUCAUCAUUGGAUCUUUUUUCGUCCUCAACCUUGUCCUGGGAGUGCUGUCGGGGGAGUUUGCCAAAGAGCGCGAGCGAGUGGAGAACCGCCGGGCCUUCAUGAAGCUGCGGCGCCAGCAGCAGAUUGAGCGGGAGCUCAAUGGCUACCGGGCCUGGAUAGACAAAGCGGAGGAAGUCAUGCUGGCUGAAGAGAACAAAAAUUCUGGGACGUCAGCCUUAGAAGUGCUCAGGCGAGCCACCAUCAAAAGGAACCGGACGGAUGCCAUGAACCGUGAUUCAAGCGAUGAGCACUGCGUCGAUAUCGCCUCCGUGGGUAACCCCUUGAGUCACUCUGGCCUCAAAGGUGCCAGAGUGGAUGGUGCCUCCUACUUAAGGCACAAGGAGCGACUCCUGCGCAUCUCCGUCCGCCACAUGGUGAAAUCCCAAGUCUUCUAUUGGAUCGUCUUGAGCCUGGUGGCUCUCAACACUGCCUGCGUGGCCAUCGUCCAUCACAACCAGCCAGCCUGGCUCACACACUUUCUCUACUAUGCAGAGUUCCUGUUUCUUGGACUCUUCCUUCUGGAAAUGUCCUUAAAGAUGUAUGGGAUGGGGCCACGCCUUUACUUCCAUUCUUCCUUCAACUGCUUCGACUGUGGGGUCACAGUGGGAAGCAUCUUUGAAGUGGUUUGGGCUAUCUUCAGACCAGGAACCUCUUUUGGGAUCAGUGUCCUACGAGCCCUUCGUCUCCUGCGAAUAUUUAAAAUAACCAAGUACUGGGCAUCUUUGAGGAAUUUGGUGGUCUCGCUGAUGAGCUCCAUGAAGUCUAUUAUCAGCCUGCUCUUCCUCCUCUUCCUCUUCAUUGUAGUCUUUGCCCUGCUGGGAAUGCAGCUGUUUGGAGGCAGGUUUAACUUCAUCGAUGGGACGCCAUCAGCAAACUUCGACACUUUCCCUGCUGCCAUCAUGACGGUGUUCCAGAUCCUGACGGGUGAGGACUGGAACGAGGUGAUGUACAACGGCAUCCGCUCCCAGGGAGGCGUUCGCUCAGGCAUGUGGUCCUCCAUCUACUUCAUCGUCCUCACCUUGUUUGGAAACUAUACUCUGCUGAACGUGUUCUUGGCCAUUGCGGUGGACAACCUGGCAAAUGCUCAGGAGCUCACCAAGGAUGAGCAGGAGGAAGAGGAGGCCUUUAACCAGAAGCACGCCCUUCAGAAAGCCAAAGAAGUCAGCCCCAUGUCUGCCCCAAACAUGCCUGCUAUCGA